Messenger RNA from Bicyclus anynana (squinting bush brown), 3063 nucleotides. RefSeq names its product mannose-1-phosphate guanyltransferase beta (gene Gmppb). Bases 329 to 1438 code for a protein of 369 amino acids. Gene Ontology annotation, biological process: cell wall mannoprotein biosynthetic process; GDP-mannose biosynthetic process. Gene Ontology annotation, cellular component: cytoplasm. The transcript is spliced from 6 exons. Gene Ontology annotation, molecular function: mannose-1-phosphate guanylyltransferase (GTP) activity; GTP binding. The record is from RefSeq and is a predicted model, not a curated record. Lineage: Eukaryota; Metazoa; Arthropoda; Insecta; Lepidoptera; Nymphalidae.
CAAACUUUUACUUUUUUUCGUGAUUGUUGUAAUGCACCUAUUGGCUAAUAUUUAAUUUUUAUUGGUUGAAAUUCAGUAAAUACGAGAGUAAAGCUAAUUUGAACCAAUAAGGUCGAUAGCGAUUAUCGCAAAAUAUAAUCAUAAAUUUCGUAAUACAUACACUGAUAAAUUGUUUAUUCCAUGAAUUCGUAAACUGUUCAUUGUAAUUUGUUUUAUUGUUACGAUAAUAAUUAAUAAAGUAACGCCACGUAAGAGCUGAUGAAAGACAUUACAUCGUCAGUGUAAAUUUUAAAGUGAUUUAUUUAAUUUUUAACACUAAAACUUAAAUAUGUGCGGUUCUGAUAAGAAAUUGGGUGAUAUUCGAGCCCUCAUUCUAGUUGGGGGCUACGGCACCCGCCUUAGGCCCUUGACGCUAAGUAGACCGAAGCCACUUGUGGAAUUUGCGAAUAAACCCAUUUUGAUGCAUCAAAUUGAGGCUCUAGUGGAAGCUGGUGUAACGCAAGUUAUCCUAGCAGUGUCUUACAGAGCGGAGGAUAUGGAAAAGGAGCUAACAGAGCAGGUGUCAAAACUUGGUGUGACGCUUACAUUCUCACAUGAAACCGAACCUCUUGGCACAGCUGGACCUUUGGCUCUAGCCCGAGAAUUGCUCAGUGCAAGCCCUGAACCAUUUUUUGUACUAAACUCUGAUGUUAUUUGUGAAUUUCCAUUCAAAGAUCUUGCUAAAUUCCAUAGAAGCCAUGGAAAGGAAGGGACUAUAGUAGUAACAAAGGUGGAGGAACCAUCCAAAUAUGGAGUAGUGGUAUACAAGGAAAAUGGUGAAAUAGAACAAUUUGUUGAAAAACCACAGGAGUUUAUUUCUAACAAAAUCAAUGCAGGAAUGUACAUAUUGAAUCCUUCAGUCCUAGAUAGAAUAAAAUUGCAACCAACAUCAAUAGAAAAAGAGGUGUUUCCAUUUAUGGCCAAAGAUGAACAGCUGUAUGCCAUGGAGUUGCAAGGGUUCUGGAUGGAUGUUGGCCAACCUAAAGAUUUCUUAACAGGAAUGUGUCUUUAUCUAACCAGUCUACGUCAGAAGAACUCAGACAUGUUGCAUGAAGGAGAUGGAGUGGUUGGCAACGUCGUGAUUGACCCCACUGCCACCAUCGGCAAGGGUUGCCGGAUAGGCCCCAAUGUCACCAUAGGACCCAAUGUAGUUGUAGAAGAUGGUGCGUGUAUUAAACGAAGUACAAUUCUGCGAGGUGCGUGCGUAAGGCAACACGCGUGGCUUGACAGUUGCAUCGUCGGCUGGCGGUCCGUUGUAGGCCGCUGGGUGAGAAUGGAGAACUGUACAGUGCUAGGUGAAGAUGUCAUAGUGAAGGACGAACUCUAUAUCAACGGGGGGCAAGUCCUCCCGCAUAAGUCCAUUGCCUUGUCUGUGCCCGAACCACAGAUCAUAAUGUAAAGUCACAGACUAAUAAUUAUUUAAAUGUGUAGACUUUGGCUAAUGAAAGUACAGACUGAAAUUCCUGGUAAAUUAAAAAAAAAGUAAAAAGCAUUAAAAUUAUAGUGCAGAUAUUGGAAUAAAUUAGUUUGAUACUUGCAAUUUAAUUUUUUUUUAUUCAAGUAGCAAUGUUUUUACAAAUACAACCCGUAUUUGUAAAAAAAUGUAGAUUUUUUUUUAUUUCCUGGGCGAUUUCAGCCUCUGCUUUCAAUAGUCAAACUAUAAUAGGUAGUGAAAAUAGUUUAUACAGAUUUGCGUUCCUUUUUUAAAAUUUUGUACUAAGAUCUUUGCAUUUUUACAAGAUUUAAGACGUGGUUGGGAUGGUAUUACAUAUUCUGUACAUUAAUACUUAAGUUUCUUAAUUAUUUUCAUUUAAUUUUAUGUGUAUCCAUCAUUGACCUCUUAUAAUAAAAGGUACCCACAAUCGUGUAGAAAAUUUAAAUAAAAAAACUGGCCAAUUUUGCUUUGACAGUUUUAUAAUUAUUGGUAAAGAAAAUUAUACCUAAAGGCCUUUAAAUAUAGUCCAAUAUUCAAUAAAAUCCCAAAUUCAGAGCAAAUUCAACCUUAAGUAUUGAGUUUAAGGUUGAAUUUGCAAAUGUGACUACUUGAAUCGAGUGCCAAGAUGUUGUGUUUGGCACUUAGUGAGUGGGGACGUUUUUUGCUUGCUGAUUGUGCAUCCACUUUUUAAUAGGAGAUUGAUCGUAUUCAUACAUGAGAUUAAAAAAAAUAUAGUUUGCUACUAAUAAAUGAAGUAAACCUAUAUUCUCCACAUACUUGCUAUCCUUGUUGACUUUGCAAAGAGCUUUAACUAUUUUAUAUAGAAUAUAUUUCGUUUAUUAAAAAUGUUUUUUUAAUUAAUACUUUCAUGUUUUAAAAUUACAAACAGUUAAAAUUGCAAUGAAUAAAUCUUUAUUUAAAAAAGGGAACAAACAGAUAGACAGUAACAUUUUUGUCUUUUAUAUUUAUUUAAUAUGCUUUGGUGGCAUAAAGAUACAAACACACACACCAAAAGUUAUGGUAGUUUGAUUAAAUUUAAUAAAUUUUAAUUGGUCUUAAUAAAACACAUAAUUUCAAAAAUUGAGUUUAAAACUCUGCACAAUUUUGUUUUAAUUUUUUUUAAUAGAGUUAAUACUCGUAUUUAUAUUAUCGUUUUCAAUUUACUCCCAGGUGAGAAUAUAAUUUAUUUUUGUUUUAUAGAUUUUUAAUUUUGACUACUGAAAUAUUACUAUUAAAUUAGAAAAUAUUUUUUUUGUGUAAUAUUACUUUGAUUUAUUAUCUAAUAUCACAUUAAUUAUAUUAUAGGAGAUUUAUUGUAUACACACUAAGGUAAUUAUUUAUGUAAUACUUAAUUUCUUUUGACAUAGUUUUAUUUAUAUUCCUGUGAAAUUCUUUCAAAAAUUCCUGUUUUGAUGCUGAUUUUUAUGUUUAACAAGUUGUGAAAGAUUCCAUACAUGUUUAUAUGAUGAAUAAAUAAGUGAAACUUAACAUGGUAUAACAUUCUUGCUGCCAUUUUACAAUAAUCUUAUAAUUUUAUAGUACUUAAGCUAUAUAAACAAACUGUAAUAGUAAUAAAAAAGUUAAGUACA